AUGCAAGAAAGAGAUGAUAGUCACAUUGAGAAGCAAUGGCAAGCAGCUUGCGCUCAGAGAGGUCUGGGAUUUGCGGACCCGGAUACGGAUGCGAAUUUGAUGAUUGAGAAUGGGGAUGGGAAUAGGGAUGCGGAUUUGAAUGUGGAUGUCGAUAUCGAUGGGUUGAAGAAUUUACAAGAAAGAUGUGAUGAGCUGGCGGGCAAAGUAAAUGGUUUUCUGAAAGAGGAAUUUGGGGAUGAGGAGGAGGUAUUGAGGGGGGUACAGAAACAGACGAGGAUUGCGCUAGGGGUUAUUGAGGAGUGUUUGCAGAGAUAUAGUUUAGAGGAAAUAUCGUUCUCAUACAAUGGAGGAAAAGACUGUCUAGUCCUCCUAAUCCUUCUACUCACCGCACUUUCCAACCACCAAUCCACCACCUCCUCCCCAUCUAAUUCCUUGACCUCCAAAACGCUCCCGAAACCACUUCCCAACAAACUCCCUUCCGUCUAUAUCCUCUCACCGCAUCCCUUCCCCGAAGUCGACACCUUUGUCGCCACUUCCUCCUCCCACUAUCAUCUCAAACUCUCCCGCUAUGCAUCACCCAUGAAAGAAGCAUUCACCCAAUAUCUACAAGAUCAUACACAUGUAAAGGCGAUUUUGGUAGGGACUAGAAGGACGGAUCCGCAUGGUGCUGAUUUGACGCAUUUUGAUAUGACGGACGGGGGAUGGCCGAGAUUUAUGAGGGUUCAUCCGGUGAUUGAUUGGCAUUAUAGGGAGAUUUGGGGGUUCAUCCGCCACCUUCAAAUCCCCUAUUGUCCACUCUACGAUCAAGGAUAUACAUCGUUAGGUGGCACAACAGAUACACAUCCGAAUCCGGUAUUAGUAGCCGAUACUGGGAAAGGAGGAGAGGAAAAGAAAUUUAGACCCGCGUAUGAAUUAGUUGAGGAUGAGGAGGAGAGAUUAGGAAGGGAUUAUUGA
This is a messenger RNA of Sclerotinia sclerotiorum 1980 UF-70, 954 nucleotides long. RefSeq lists its product as hypothetical. The record is from RefSeq and is a predicted model, not a curated record. Gene Ontology annotation, biological process: FAD biosynthetic process. Gene Ontology annotation, molecular function: FMN adenylyltransferase activity. The coding region runs from base 1 to 954 and encodes 317 amino acids. The transcript is spliced from 3 exons. NCBI's taxonomy places the organism in Eukaryota, Fungi, Ascomycota, Leotiomycetes, Helotiales, Sclerotiniaceae.